AGGGGGAUGGAAGAUUCACUGGCGUCCUUCAGGGGAGACAUUAUGGGUCCCUGGGGAGUAUACAGAAUACACCAUAAAGUCUGUGCCUAUAGAUGAUCACAACGUAAAGAAAAAAGCCGAACUGCUUUUGGAGCAGUAUGGUCGCACAGGUUCUCUCUAUCCCCAUAAUGUUGUCCUUGUCCCUAUAGGAGAUGACUUUCGCUAUGAUCAUGCAUCAGAAUGGGACCAACAGUAUUCUAGCUAUCAUCGUCUUUUAACUCACAUCAACAGUGACCCUAAAUAUCAUGCUACUAUACAGUUUGGAACACUUAAAGAUUACUUUGCCGAAGUACAAAAUCGUAUGCGUGAUUAUCCGAGCCUUCAAGGGGACUUCUUUGUGUAUAGUGAUAUCUUUAGUGAAGGUCGGCCUGCCUAUUGGAGUGGCUAUUUUACUACUAGACCUUAUUGGAAAGUGUUAGACCGACAAUUAGAAGCUUCCUUACGUUCCGCAGAGAUCCUGUACACCUGGGCAUAUGCUUGGGCUGUGCAGGAAGGCCAAGCUAGAGUGGUGCAACUUUUGGAAAAAGAUUACGAAAAAUUAGUGCGUGCUAGACGAAAUUUAGCUCUCUUUCAACACCACGAUGCCAUAACGGGGACAUCUAAAGCUUAUGUGAUGCACGAUUAUGCUAUUAAACUUCACGAAGGGUUGCACGACACCUUGGCAUUGGCCGGGGAAGCAGCUGAAGCACUGCUUUUGACACGAGCAGCUAUGGCUGCUCUUGACCAUCGAGCUGCACCUCUUCAUCACCUUCAUCCAGACUUUGAACGUUCAACAUACGAGCGGUUACCUCGCAAGUUGCCGUUAGCUAUACCACGUGAUCAGCCUCGCCUUAUAGUGAUGUUCAAUUCCCUGGGGCAACGCCGUUAUGAAGUAGUUAAAGUUUUGGUCUCUUCCCUUGAUAUAAGAGUUACUGAAGAGCAUGGUCAUGAAGUGCCAAUUCAAAUAAAUCCAGUGUGGAAUGAUACCGGAAACGGUAUGGCCAUCCUCUCUUCACAGUUUGAGUUGCUCUUUGUUGCAGAUCUGCCAGCAUUAAGUGUGAUUACAUAUAGUAUUCACCACACUUCUCGAUCUACGACAGAUUUGCGUGCAUCAGUAUACUCUAAUAAUUAUGCUCCUGCACCCGAUCAGAAUUAUUCCCCACCAUUUGAAACACGUGAUGUCCUUCCGGGUGACAUUCAACUUGAGAGUGAUCAUCUCAAAUUGCUGUUUGACGGCACUACAGGAAUGCUUCGUUCCAUAACGGACAAGGUCACCGGUCGAGUCACACAGACUGCGGUCCGUUAUGCUGCAUACCCCUCUGCUCAGUUUAAAUCAGGGGCUUACUUAUUUAAGCCAGACCCUAAUUCUCGAGAGCCUGAGGAGGAUGUAUUAGCAGGUGCUAAGCCACGCCUUUUCAUUCAUUCUGGUCCAGUGGCAUCAGAACUUAGUGUGAUGUUUGGGUCAGUGUUAAUGCAUACCACUCGCAUCCUUCACGUGGUCCACCAGCCUCUUGCAUCUGCCAUUUAUAUGGAAAAUGUGUUUAACUUAGGUGCCCGUUAUAAUAGUACAGAGACCCCUGGGUUUCCACCACAUUUCCGUGAAACAGAAAUGUUCAUGCGUAUUAUGACGGACAUUGAUAAUGGUGCAGAACCUACUCUAUAUACUGAUCAGAGUGGCCUCAACAUGCAGAAGCGUGUUCGUGUUCAGCGCAUUGGUAUCCAAGGCAACUAUUUCCCUAUUACUUCAGCAGCAAUGAUUGAGGAUAAUGGACCGGGAAGACGACUCACACUGCUGACAGAUCAUGCUGCUGGAGCUGCUGCUUGGCAACAGGGCUGGCUUGAAGUAAUGGUGGAAAGGAGGACAUUCUACGACGAUGCCCGUGGUAUGGGGGAGGGAGUAACAGAUCAGAAACGGACUGUGGGUCGGUAUUGGCUGUUAGUUGAAGAUACGCAGGGCCCAGAACCGGUGGCUCGUCUCUCUCUCGCAGCUCACCACCUUGCUAAUGAUCUUAAUUACCCAACUACUCAACUCAUCAACGAAGGUCUAGACGCCGACCAACUGAAUUCGGCAGCACAUCUCAUAACUCGCCCACUGCCAUGUACACUGCACCUGAUGACAUUGCGCACCUUGCCAGAGCCACAAUAUCCAAGUUUGUUACCAUCACGCACAACACUCAUGAUAAUUCAGAACCAAUCGCCAUCCUGCACAGCCUCUGCUUCUGUCUCUACCUGCAAUGGAUUAGGGGACUCUCCUUUCCCUGGCACUGAACUCACACUGCAGGUUAGUAGAUUGUUAUUGCAGUAUAUCCAUGGGGAAGUGCUCAACCUGCAAGGGUUGUAUGGUGCUUGGGAAAUGGAAUAGGUGGGCAGUAAUUGGGUUUAAUCCAAUAAAGGGGAGAG
Cherax quadricarinatus is the source of this 2418-nucleotide messenger RNA. Lineage: Eukaryota; Metazoa; Arthropoda; Malacostraca; Decapoda; Parastacidae. The record is from RefSeq and is a predicted model, not a curated record.